Molecule: messenger RNA, 1177 nt
Organism: Rattus norvegicus (Norway rat)
Lineage: Eukaryota; Metazoa; Chordata; Mammalia; Rodentia; Muridae
Gene: Efna2
Product: ephrin A2
Exons: 4
Coding region: 239-868 (209 amino acids)
Biological process (GO): osteoclast differentiation; signaling; cell communication
Cellular component (GO): membrane; plasma membrane
Molecular function (GO): ephrin receptor binding
Source: RefSeq, marked validated
GGGAGAGCGCCUUGCGCAGUGCACCGUUCCGGCCUCUGUCCCGCGCUGCGGCCACCGCCGCCGCCGCCUGGUUUCUCGGCGCCCGCGGUCUACAGCGGGGGCCGCGCGCAGAGGCGGGGCGGCGGAUCUCCAAGCGCGCGGCGCUCCGCCCGCUCCGCGGCGGAGGCGGAGGCGGAGACGGCGGGGCCAGGCGGCGGCUGGAGAGCGAGGGAGCGAGCGCGGCGGCAGCACCGGGGCCAUGGCGCCCGCGCAGCGCCCGCUGCUGCCGCUGCUGCUGUUGCUGCUGCCGCUGCGUGCGCGCAACGAGGACCCGGCCCGUGCCAACGCUGACCGCUACGCAGUCUACUGGAACCGCAGCAACCCCAGGUUUCAGGUGAGCGCUGUGGGUGAUGGCGGCGGCUACACCGUGGAGGUCAGCAUCAAUGACUACCUGGACAUCUAUUGCCCGCACUAUGGGGCGCCACUGCCCCCGGCAGAGCGCAUGGAACGGUACAUCCUAUACAUGGUGAACGGCGAGGGCCAUGCCUCCUGUGACCACCGGCAGCGAGGCUUCAAGCGCUGGGAAUGCAACCGGCCCGCUGCGCCUGGGGGACCCCUCAAAUUCUCCGAGAAGUUCCAACUCUUCACCCCCUUUUCCCUGGGCUUUGAGUUCCGACCUGGACACGAGUACUACUACAUCUCUGCCACACCCCCCAACCUUGUGGACCGACCCUGCCUGCGGCUGAAAGUUUACGUGCGUCCAACCAAUGAGACCCUGUAUGAGGCCCCAGAGCCCAUCUUCACCAGUAACAGCUCCUGCAGCGGCCUGGGUGGCUGCCACCUCUUCCUCACUACAGUCCCUGUGCUGUGGUCCCUACUGGGCUCCUAGUGUCCAGCCCCACCUGGACCCCUUGACCUUCGCCCUCUGACCUGCCACGGCCACCUCCGAGACAAAAUCCUUGCUGCUUCUCUUUCAUGGUGCUGUCCCUCCGGAGGAGGCCAUCGACCGGUCCCUGGGAUGCAACAUGGGGUCCCAGUGCCUGAGACUGAGAUCCAGGCUGAGCCACUUUUGCCAGGACCACCAGGGCCGUCCAGUGUUGUUUGAUUACGGUCAGAAAGACUUAGGGUUUCUCUUUUAAUUUAAUUUAUUCCCUGAUAUUGCUGGUGACAUUGGGAAGGAAACAAGUCACAGGGGUGA